CGUGCCCUGUUUCUCCCUCCAUUCUUCGUCUUCUUCUUCUUCUUCUUUCACAGAAUCGGAGAUGGAGUGGGAAGAUUACUACGAAGAUUACUCGAUGUUCAAGAAGAUGAGCACGGAUGAAGACGGCACGUAUCAAGCCGCUGCUAUCAUCGGCCAUGACGGGAAAGUUUGGGCCCAGACUGCCAACUUCCCUCAGCUUACGACCGAAGAGAGAAUUGCGAUCAUGCGCGAAUUUGAUGAACCCGGGAUGCUCACUACGAUGGGACUCUACCUUGGCGGCACCAAGUACGUGGUGACCCGAGUUGAACCAGGUGAUGUUAUGCGGGCAAAGAAGCCGGGUGAAAGUGUGACCAUCAAGAAGACAAGUGCGGCCUUGGUCAUUGGCAUAUAUCCAAACCCCGGGAUUUCUAAUCGGUGCAAUGGGAUUGUUGAGAGGGUGGGCGACGACUUAAUCAAGCGAGGUUUUUAGGUUUUCGUUGGACACCAUGGAAAUCUCAAGUGCAAGAAAGGUUGUUUGGUUUGUAAAUGGACUUAGACACUUGCCGUUUCUUUACUUCUUUUAUGAAACUUUUGCCGAGGAUGCUGGUGUUCCGCUCCUAGAAGCUAUUUGAUAGCUUAUCGAAAUACUUGAACUGUAAAUGCUGAUUGAAAUUCCUUCUAGUGAAGGUCAAAGAGGUUUAUCGUGACUGGUAAUCAAAUGGAUGAGUCUCUGUCUGAUCAUGAAAAUGCUUUCCUCUA
Syzygium oleosum is the source of this 738-nucleotide messenger RNA. RefSeq names its product profilin-2-like. Gene Ontology annotation, molecular function: actin monomer binding. Gene Ontology annotation, cellular component: cell cortex. The record is from RefSeq and is a predicted model, not a curated record. Lineage: Eukaryota; Viridiplantae; Streptophyta; Magnoliopsida; Myrtales; Myrtaceae. The coding region runs from base 62 to 469 and encodes 135 amino acids. The transcript is spliced from 4 exons.